UUUACUCGCGGUGACAUCCCACUGUACGGCAGAGGAAAGGAAGAAACCACUACGAAAACAACUGCUAGCUGCUUUGCCAAGGCUUUCACAUACGUUUUAUUAACGGGAUAAAACUAUGUCCAAUGACCACCACAAGAAUCCUGGCGAGGAAACAAACCGGGCUUCGCUGCAAACAGUGUCCAGGAAAGACGAGAGCUGCGCCGUGCCCUCGUCUUUGCCCUCCGGUACCAAGAAUUCAGUAUCAUCUGAAAUCAACGACGAGCUUCAAUUCAUGAACGCGAGCCUGAAGUGCGGUGACGGCAUCGUGGCGCGGUCCCCAGAUGACAGAGCCCCGUCGUUGUCAAUCCCUGCACUGCUAAGUGACUUCGUGGAUGAAUCCGCGGAUAACUUCUCGCAAGCUACGCCUACCGGUAGCUCCAGCGAGAAUAGGAACAACGGACCCGUGUGCCGUAUCUGCCAUGGAGGUGACCAAGAAGGAGCGCUCGAGUCUCUUUGCAGCUGUGCUGGAACCAUGGGCUUCGUCCACGUGUCUUGCCUCGAACUAUGGCUUAACGCGCAGAAAGUGGACUACUGCGAACUCUGCGGUCAGCGUUUCCCGAUGGAGGCCCAACCUUGCAAUGUGCUUAGAUUUUUUCAUUGGGUUUCGCAAAGCAACUGGCAAGUAAAGCGAAUGCUGCUUGGCCACUUGCUUUUCUUAAUCAUGUUGAUAACGCUAACGGCCUUUGUGUUUUUUCUUGUGCACCUGGUAUCGGCGUUGGAAGACCGAAAGCAGUACUCCCUUUUUGAAAGGACUUUGGGGGCGUUUUACUUCGGUAUGACAACUGUAACUUUGAGAGGCUUGCACAAACUUGCAUUCGACAUGCUGAGCAAAUUGUACGCCGAUUUCCUUGCGUGGAAGUUGGAGAAUCCAAUGCUCCGGAUCGCACGACUGCAUUCUGAUCGAGCUGUGGAUCUUGCGAAAACAAAAUGACACGACGUCAGGAAAGUGGAAGAGCCAGGGACAUCUGGUUGGCGUCGCCACCGCUGGCAUCAAGUUGGAGCCAAUGACGUGCAAUCAUGGCGGUGGGUAUUACCAGCCGUUUUUUUUUUCCUCAGAAAAACAAUUUCUACGAAUACCGGCCUUCGCAUAGGGCCAUGACCGGCUGCGGACCUACGUGUUUCAUGCUUUUGCCGACAUCGUGUAGUAGUACCGUUUAUUGCAUCAUUGUUGCUAAUUGUUCUUGGUCAUUUUAAUGUUUGCUUUUAAGUCAUGCUCUCUGCUAUGCAGUUUUUUCAUAUUCAUGUGCUAGAUACUCAUGAUAUCUUCGGCAGUUUUAGCAUUUGAUUAUUCCCCUGCCCUCAUAAUAAAAUGGUUUUAUGUAUAUUCAAAA
Molecule: messenger RNA, 1370 nt
Organism: Rhipicephalus microplus (southern cattle tick)
Lineage: Eukaryota; Metazoa; Arthropoda; Arachnida; Ixodida; Ixodidae
Biological process (GO): protein ubiquitination
Molecular function (GO): ubiquitin-protein transferase activity; zinc ion binding
Source: RefSeq, a predicted model, not a curated record